Molecule: messenger RNA, 1067 nt
Organism: Serpula lacrymans var. lacrymans S7.9
Lineage: Eukaryota; Fungi; Basidiomycota; Agaricomycetes; Boletales; Serpulaceae
Exons: 5
Coding region: 380-946 (188 amino acids)
Source: RefSeq, a predicted model, not a curated record
AUUUGUAGGCCAUAGGCAAGCUUGCAUACCGAGCAGUGAUUAUUAGCCCUGAGCAGGCUAUGAAGCCUGCAGGUGAAUUUGAGAGGCUCCUGCAGCAGCCGCACUUCGAGAACUGGGCCGCAUGAGGUACUACUUGCCUCCCAAUAUCCCCUUCUUGAUAGUGUCUGCUACAUUUACAACUAAUAUGCUUCGAGAUAUUCGAAGGGUCCUUCACAUGCAUUCCGACCAGCUCAUUACAAUACACAGUUAUCGCGACCUUGUGUUCUUGAUACCCGAAGGCUGCGGAGUCGAGUCUGCACCACCAGAUAAAUUUCACCCAGCGCAAUGGAGACAUCUGGGGCCUCUGUACGACUGACCCGUUUGGUCUGAUAUCAAGAUAAUGAUCCAGUGGCGCAUUGCUGGACACGCCAAGAAAGUGAAACUUACACUGGUUACUCUGUGGCAACGUAUUGGAUGUCUUGUUCGCGACAGGCGGCUUCAAGGCAUGGCCAUAAUUUUCGCUGAAAAAGAGUUUUUUGAUGAUGAGCGUCAGAAGAAGGAGGAGAGAAAAGAAAAACGACUGAAAAAAAGGAAGUCAGCUGGUACACCGCAAAUGCCAGCCAAACGGCUGGCACUUACCGCUUCUGGAUCAAUACCAACACCGGCUCAAAGUCUCCCCAACCUACCUCCUGAAAGUGAGUUGGGAGAGGAGUCAGAUGAGUAUAGCAGCCAGGAAAUGGUAGUUGACGCACCAGCGGAUGAUAUGGAAGUACUCAAGCAAGCCUUAGAGUGCAGUACAAACAAAGGGAGAGUGGGCACGCACAAACAGUCCAAAAAUGAGCUGGACACUGGCAUGGACUACUUCAUAAACGCAGAUGGGCGUCCUGGUUUCAAAUGUAGAAGAAAAGUGUUCCACGCAUGGUUUGACAAUGAAUCUGCCGGUGAGAACAUUAAGUUCCUAUUCUAGUUCUGGUUCUCUUUUCACACUAUCUCUUUAGAGACGGACCACAUUGACUGUGACUCUUCAAAAGCUGAAGGCUGCAACCAUUGCUCAUUACCACAGCCCACAGUCUGCUGUGACCUCCAUC